Aspergillus thermomutatus is the source of this 2130-nucleotide messenger RNA. Its product is annotated as DEAD/DEAH box helicase. Lineage: Eukaryota; Fungi; Ascomycota; Eurotiomycetes; Eurotiales; Aspergillaceae. The transcript is spliced from 3 exons. The record is from RefSeq and is a predicted model, not a curated record. Gene Ontology annotation, molecular function: hydrolase activity; DNA binding; ATP binding. The coding region runs from base 1 to 2130 and encodes 709 amino acids.
AUGUUGGGUGGAGAUAGCAUAAUUGAGGUGAGCAACGACUUGGUCGCCUCUCACAUUAUCGACAUGCGUUUGCUUCAUGGGAACUGGAUGCACGUUUUUCGACGGAGACUGGGGCAUAUUCCAAUUUUGAACAUCAGCACUCGAGCUAGUCGACCUCACUGGCGACCUCUGGCAGUGCAGCGACAUGGCCGUUUUAGCUCUACCAAGUCAGGUCCAACCACAGAGCCUUCGCGCUCGUUUGAAUCUCAAGCGAUAGUUCUCCGAGACUAUCAGGAGGCCUGUAUUCAAUCCGUAUUAAAGUAUUUGGGCGAGGGUCACAAGCGCCUGGGAAUCUCGCUUGCGACUGGUGCUGGCAAAACGGUCAUCUUCACCGAGCUAAUUGGUCGCAUCCCGCCACGCAAUGAGAUAGGCGACAAGACUUUGAUUAUUGUGCAUCGAAGGGAGCUCGUGGAACAAGCAGCCCAACAUUGCCGCCUUGCAUACCCUGACCGAACCGUCGAGAUUGAGAUGGGCAAUAGCUUUGCUUCACGAGCCGCGGACAUCAUUGUCGCCUCUGUGCAGUCUCUGACGCGAGGAAAGAUAGAAAAGAGACUAGCAAAGUUCAAUCCGAAAAAAUUUAAAUUGGUGCUGGUGGACGAAGCGCACCACAUCGUCGCGGACUCCUACCGAGAAGUUCUGAGGCAUUUUGGAGUGGACAAGGUGUCUAAGGAUUCUCCAGCUCUCGUCGGCGUCUCCGCUACAUUUUCUCGGCACGACGGACUGAAACUGGGUGCUGCCAUCGAUCACAUUGUGUACCAUAAAGAUUACAUGGACAUGAUCGAGGAGAACUGGCUUGCCAAUGCGUUCUUUACCACGGUCCGAUCACAGGCAAACCUGUCCCAGGUGAAGGAUCACUCUGGGGACUUUGCUAUCCGCUCUCUUUCUGAGGCAGUCAACACGGAGGAUGUCAAUGAUAUCACCGUACGUGCAUGGCUUGCUAACGCGAAAGACCGCAAGUCCACGCUGGUAUUCUGCGUGGACGUUUCACACACACAAGACCUCGCGAAGACCUUCCGCCGCUACGGCAUCGAUGCGCGGUAUAUCACGGCAAGGACCCAAAAAAAAAGACGGAUAGAGCAGCUGCGCGCAUUCAGAAACCAAGAGUACCCCGUGCUGCUGAACUGCGGUCUUUUCACAGAAGGGACCGACAUCCCGAACAUCGACUGCGUCCUACUUGCCAGACCGACUCGGUCGCGGAACCUCCUCAUCCAGAUGAUCGGCCGAGGACUCAGAUUGCACCCCGGCAAGAAAGACUGCCAUAUCAUCGACAUGGUGGCAACCCUCAACACCGGCGUCCGCUCCACACCAACCCUAUUCGGCCUGCAUCCAGACGAAGUCCUGAAAAGAGCCAAAGCCAGUGAUCUGAAAGCCAGGCCGCUCAAAGGCACCGCAACCGGGACCUCAGCCGACGAAACAGACGGAUCGGCCCCCCGGGACGACUCAGACGUCAACCUAACAUUCACAAAAUACGACACAAUCUACGACCUAAUCGCCGACCUCAAAUCUGAAAAAGAAAAACAUAUUCGCUCGCUAAGCCAACACACCUGGGUCCGCGUCGGUGACGACCGCUACAUCCUCUCCGACGCCUCAGGCUGGCUCACAAUCGACAAGGAAGAAGACACAGGCCGAGUGUACAAACCCACGGCUACCGCCAACACAACCGACGACCCUUACAUCUUCACCGUCCGCCACGUCGCCAAAUACAAGAAACCCGAUGACGAAGUCACACAUACCCGUCCGCGGCUCAUCGCCACAGCCCCCGACUUCGAGACCGCCCUCCGCGCCGCAGACACAUUCGCGACCAAGAAGUUCGAGAAGAGAUACAUCUCGGUGCGGGAGAAGUGGCGGCAGCUCCCUGCAUCGGAGGCGCAGGUGAACUUCCUGAAUAAAGCGAAUAUCAGGAAGGGGUUGAUCCACGAGAGACAUCUUACCAGGGGCCAGGCGACGGAUCUGAUCGUAAAGUUGAAGUUCGGUGGGAAGAAGCGGUUUGAGGCGCGGAAGGCGGAGCGGCUUGCUGAGUGGCGGAAGCAACGUAAGGUUGCGGACUGGAGGAGACAGGGUGAGGUUCGGGUUGGGCCGGUCGAGACCUAG